GGCAUGUACAAACCCAACUCUACCUUGAAGCUCGCGUUGUCGGAACGUCCUCCGCCGACCCAUACACCGCAUCUUAUGCCCUUUCACAUCGCAUAUUCCGGACCUGCUCCCAUCUCCACCUAUCUUCGCGUGAACUCCGCGCCAGAACCUACUUAUGGACGCGACAUCAGACCUCUACCGAAGCCACUACUAUCCUCCGAAUCUCAAGACUCGACGGUGUCUCAAACCACCCUCGUCGCGGAUUCCACUGAUGCGUCUUCGUCCUCCGUGGCCACUCUUGCGUCGACCUCGACUUUGAUGGAUGUGGACGUUGAAAAGAGCGAAUGCGACGCGACCGCGGCACCACACCCAGAAAUGCGCCACUUCGCAGCAUCUUUCAGGGGCCGUGCGAUGCACGGCGUGGAGGUCAACCUUCCAGAGGGCUAUGCGGGUAUCGUCCUGCGCACCCCAGACGACGCCAAAGGCAAAGGAGUCGCGUCAAGGGAUACAAGGCGCGAGGAGAAGCGGCCAAAGCCGAAGGGAAGGGCGACGCGGCGGUCGAAACGCGCGCAGGAGCCCGAGGUGGUUGAGGUGGAGGACACAGACGAGGACGCAGGUAUGAUGGAUGGCUCCACACCGUCGGAGGAGGGCCCUGCGCGCGUCCUGCGACCUGUCUCGACGUUCUCGUCGUUUGUGCUAUGGCACCCGGACAUUCCGGUGGACGAGGGGCGGGAUGAGUACCUCAGGUCGUUGACGGAGUGGACGAGACUGGCGGCAGAGAUACACCGCGUGGAAGAAUGUUGACGUAUACGUGGUAUGUGACCAGAUAAGCUCUCCGAUUUAUACCAGACAUCAGUUCCGGAUGUAUAAGUUGCCAUUGUAAUUUACGGGAUCCAUCCCAGCCAGAGAAUGCUCGAUUACUUCUGAG
Messenger RNA from Dichomitus squalens LYAD-421 SS1, 907 nucleotides. RefSeq lists its product as uncharacterized. Bases 4 to 783 code for a protein of 259 amino acids. NCBI's taxonomy places the organism in Eukaryota, Fungi, Basidiomycota, Agaricomycetes, Polyporales, Polyporaceae. The record is from RefSeq and is a predicted model, not a curated record. The transcript is spliced from 2 exons. Gene Ontology annotation, biological process: RNA catabolic process. Gene Ontology annotation, cellular component: ribonuclease H2 complex.